AUGGAACGUCUUGUCUUGCUAUGCUUGCUGGUGGCCGGAACAACGGCCAUUGAGGCGAAGCGAAAAUCAGAAGGUGAACCUGGGAUAAUGCCACUCACGCCCGCAGCGAGAGAGUCGCUGAUCAACAAGAUGAAGCGAAUUAUCGACGACGCUGGCAUCCCUUAUUCGUUCGAUGAAGUCGCUUUUAGGACGGAUCUAAUGAAGACCUUGGUAAGUGACAUUUCACAAGGAAAGUACUUUUAUGGGGGCUCCUACUUUUUGACGGGACAUAUCUCAAAAAAUCAGCAAAAAUGUGCUGAUCAAGGAUAUAUAAAUCUUAGCUGCCCAUUUUAUUUUUUUAUGGGUGAAAAUGCCCAAAAACUGGCUUAAUUUCCCUACAAAUGCGCAGGCAUUCGAAACGAUAAAAAGCGCAAUCGGUCUCUUCCUUCGGAAGAGAGCGGUGUGGCCGAGUGGUUAGUGCCGUAGUCUGGGAAUCAAGAGGGGCGACGCCGCACGGGUUCGAUUUCCGUUUUGGACUGAAUCAACUUUUUUUGAAGUUGAAGGUCGGAAAAAUAAAUUUUUGGGCCAACACCGAUUUAUUACAUCUUAGAAACUCAAUAAGCAUCAUUUUAAGCAAAAAUAAAAAUUGUAAACCUGUGAAAAAUUAAGCGAAAAGGGGUUCAUAUAGGACUUUAAGCCAACUUCCGAUUGAUUUUUCACCCCUAAAAACCUAAAAUGGGCAGCUAAGAUUUAUAUAUCCUUGAUCAGCACAUUUUUUCUGAUUUUUUGAGAUAUGUCCCGUCAAAAAGUAGGAGCCCCCAUAAAAGUACUUUCCUUGUCAGAAAAAUUCUUACGGUGCCAUUAUUUAACUGCAUACGUAUAUGGCUCGGCGCGAAAUUGAUAGCGAUAUUUAUAUCUAAAUUUCAGCUCGAAGUCGUUGAAGAGAAAUACAGCAUCCCCUUGCGCAAGAAAGUCCAUGACUUCGAACACGCCAUCAUGCAAGUCCCAGAUCACAACCCACGAGGCGAAGAGUACAACAAGGCUCUGCAGAAGGCCGAGAACCUCUAUCACGCGUUCAUCGGCCACCUGCGAGAGUUGGCAAGGAUCACAUUUGAUGUCGAGCUUAUGAACUUGCGAAUGAUGGCUAAAGUAAGUCUGCAUUGAAAACAAAGAAACACUGGUUUCAGAAUGAAGUCACCAACCAAAUGCGGCUAAAUCUGGCCAAACUCAAGCAUAUACCGUAUAGCUUUGGCGGCCUUAUCAAAAAACUUUCGGAGGAUUACUAUCUCGGCAGGGAGCUAGACCUAUACGUGAACGAUGAUGUGCAAGGCGUGCUAAACGCGCUGUAUAAAUCGCCGUUUGACUAUGUCGACGCUAUAAAAAAAUUGGACGAGAAGCUGAAAGGCGGGCACGCGAAAGCAAAGAAUAUUGCGGAUGCUUUGAAGAAGAGCAUUGAGAGCGCCAAAGGCAAGAGUAAGAAGGAAAAGAAAGAGAAGAAGGAUAAAAAAGAUUGA
Molecule: messenger RNA, 1493 nt
Organism: Bursaphelenchus xylophilus (pine wood nematode)
Lineage: Eukaryota; Metazoa; Nematoda; Chromadorea; Rhabditida; Aphelenchoididae
Source: the annotation of a GenBank genome assembly